This is a messenger RNA of Corylus avellana, 1025 nucleotides long. RefSeq names its product Glutaredoxin family protein (gene GRXC5). The record is from RefSeq and is a predicted model, not a curated record. NCBI's taxonomy places the organism in Eukaryota, Viridiplantae, Streptophyta, Magnoliopsida, Fagales, Betulaceae. Gene Ontology annotation, biological process: cellular response to oxidative stress. Gene Ontology annotation, molecular function: glutathione disulfide oxidoreductase activity. Gene Ontology annotation, cellular component: cytoplasm.
CACUAAACUAGAAGAAAACCCAAACAGAAAGGCGAGCAAAUUUUAGCGAGACACCAACCAACAAAGAAAAAGCUGCAACUCCAAGAUUGCUGAAGAGAAGGACCAAACACGAAGCAAAAAGCGCAAUGGCAGUCACAUCUAAUCUCACCAGUUUCACCUCUCUCUUUGUAAAUUCUCCUCGCACUCUCUCUCCCAUCACCAAUUCCUCGCUUUGCUCUGUUUCUUUCAUCAACGCUCACACCCUCAGAACCAGCUCAAGCUCAAGCCUUAGCACCAAUUGCUCAAGAACAUGCAGACCCAUUUCGGUUCAAGCUAUGGCUUCCUCGUUCGGGUCGCGGCUCGAGGAGAGCGUGAAGAAGACGGUAGCUGAGAGCCCAGUUGUUGUUUACUCUAAAACUUGGUGCUCGUACUCUUCGGAAGUGAAGGCGUUGUUCAACAGGCUUGGUGUGCAGCCAUUGGUCAUUGAAUUGGACGAACUGGGUCCCCAAGGGCCACAAGUUCAGAAGGUUCUAGAGAGGCUUACUGGACAAUAUACUGUACCAAAUGUUUUCAUUGGGGGCAAACAUAUUGGCGGAUGUACAGAUACAGUGAAGCUAUACCGGAAAGGAGAACUCGAACCUUUGCUGUCAGAAGCUAAUGCCAAAACUACAGAGAGCUAGCCCUUUGAAAUGUUGUCUUGAAGAAUUUGUUCCCCAAGCAAACUGACUUCACAAGAAAACGUCACAUUUCUUCCUCUACCAUAUCAUAAAUUAUAGACUGUGAAUCUUCUUUGCUGAUAUAUUCACAGUAAACUCUAAUGCUUUGGCAGUUGAUGGAAGUUUUGUGGAUCAAAAACGCUGAAGUUUGGGUGUGGUCAAAACCUUAAACUUAUUGAACGUAAGCUUUCUUUAUUUUUUCCUUGAGCCUUGAUGAUUCUCACCCCCUCCUUUUGGUUCCUUUGUAAUUAAAUUUCUUAUUUGAUUUUUGAGUUACGUGUGCGAUGAUUUUGGAAAUUAAUAAUAUUUCUCCGUUUGUUUCUUUGGAAA